AUGGCACAGGCGAUCAAGAGCGCUCUGCCUACCCACCUCAAGGCACACCUCGGUGAUGGUAGCGAGGAGACUGGCCGUCACCACGGCAAGACCCGAUCCCACAUGGCCUUUGAGAACACCUCGACAAACAUUGCCGCCGCACAGAUGCGCAAUGCCUUGACCGAUCUCGCCCAGACCGUCAGUGACCCCGAGGAGAAGAAGCUGUUCGAGACUGAGAUGGACAACUUCUUCUCGCUGUUCAGACGCUACCUGAACGACAAGGCAAAGGGCAACCAAGUCGACUGGGAUCGCAUUGCCCCUCCUGCUCAGGGCCAGGUUGUUGACUACGAGGACCUUGCCAACUCAGAGUCUGUUGGUUUCCUCAACAAGCUCGCUGUUCUCAAGCUCAACGGUGGUCUUGGAACCUCCAUGGGCUGCGUCGGUCCCAAGUCCGUCAUCGAGGUCCGUGAUGGCAUGUCCUUCUUGGAUCUUUCCGUCCGUCAGGUCGAGUACCUGAACAGAACCUAUGGUACCAACGUACCCUUCCUGUUGAUGAACUCGUUCAACACCAACGAUGACACCGCCGCCAUCAUCAAGAAGUACGAGGGUCACAACGUCGACAUCUUGACCUUCAACCAGUCCAGAUACCCCAGAAUUCUGAAGGACUCUCUUCUGCCCGCUCCCAAGAGCUUCGACUCGGCCAUUUCUGACUGGUACCCUCCCGGACACGGUGACGUUUUCGAGUCUUUGUACAACUCUGGAAUCCUCGACAAGCUCAUUGAGCGUGGUAUCGAGAUCAUCUUCCUUUCCAACGUUGACAACCUGGGCGCUGUUGUCGAUCUGCGCAUCCUGCAGCACAUGGUUGAGACCAAGGCCGAGUACAUCAUGGAGUUGACCAACAAGACCAAGGCCGACGUCAAGGGUGGUACCAUUAUUGACUAUGAGGGUUCCGUCCGCCUGCUCGAGAUUGCUCAGGUGCCCAAGGAGCACGUCAACGAGUUCAAGUCGAUCAAGAAGUUCAAGUACUUCAACACCAACAACAUCUGGAUGAACGUUCAAGCCAUUAAGCGUGUUGUUGAGAAUGACGAGCUUGAGAUGGAGAUCAUUCCCAACGGCAAGACCAUUCCUGGCGACAAGAAGGGCGAGUCCGACGUCUCUGUUCUCCAGCUGGAAACUGCUGUUGGUGCUGCCAUUCGCCACUUCAAGAACGCACACGGUGUUAACGUGCCCCGUCGCCGAUUCUUGCCCGUCAAGACUUGCUCUGACCUGCUCCUCGUCAAGUCUGACCUGUACGCCCUGAAGCACGGUCAGCUGCAAAUGAGCGCCAGCCGUUUCGGUGACGCUCCUCUCAUCAAGCUCGGUAGCGACUUCAAGAAGGUCUCCGACUUUGCCAAGCACAUCCCCUCUAUCCCCAAGAUUGUCGAGCUCGACCACCUUACCAUUACUGGUAACGUCAACCUGGGCCGUGGCGUCGUUCUGAAGGGCACCGUUAUUAUCGUGGCAACGGAAGGCUCUACCAUUGACAUUCCUCCGGGAUCUAUCCUCGAGAACGUGGUUGUCCAGGGUAGCUUGCGUCUGCUUGAGCAUUAA
This is a messenger RNA of Pestalotiopsis fici W106-1, 1569 nucleotides long. Its product is annotated as putative UTP--glucose-1-phosphate uridylyltransferase. Bases 1 to 1569 code for a protein of 522 amino acids. The transcript has 3 exons. Gene Ontology annotation, cellular component: cytoplasm. Gene Ontology annotation, molecular function: UTP:glucose-1-phosphate uridylyltransferase activity. NCBI's taxonomy places the organism in Eukaryota, Fungi, Ascomycota, Sordariomycetes, Amphisphaeriales, Sporocadaceae. Gene Ontology annotation, biological process: glycogen metabolic process; UDP-alpha-D-glucose metabolic process. The record is from RefSeq and is a predicted model, not a curated record.